Molecule: messenger RNA, 1714 nt
Organism: Chrysoperla carnea
Lineage: Eukaryota; Metazoa; Arthropoda; Insecta; Neuroptera; Chrysopidae
Product: cytochrome P450 307a1-like
Exons: 4
Coding region: 1-1707 (568 amino acids)
Molecular function (GO): monooxygenase activity; iron ion binding; heme binding
Source: RefSeq, a predicted model, not a curated record
AUGGACUCUGUUAGAGCUUAUAGGAAAAUUAGACGAAAAUUAAGACAUCAAUACUUCAUAAACUAUGAAACAACAUCUAAUAAUAAUAAAAGUGUUGGGGACGAGAAUAAUGAUUUACCAUUAGCACCAGGACCAAAAUCAUAUCCAAUUAUUGGUUCAAUGCAUUUAUUAGGUCAAUAUGAAGUACCGUAUCAAGCGUUUGGUGAAUUAGCAAAAACGUAUGGACCAAUUAUUAAAAUGGAUUUGGGGAGUGUACCAAGUUUAAUUGUUAACGGACAUGAGAAUAUACGUGAAAUAUUGUUUACGAAAGGUACACAUUUCGAUAGUCGACCAAAUUUUAAACGAUACCAUCAUUUAUUCUCUGGCGAUAAAGAAAAUUCCUUAGCAUUUUGUAAUUGGAGUAACUUACAAAAAUCACGCCGUGAAAUGCUUCGACCACACACCUUUCCCACAUCGUUCUCACGUCGUUUCCAAGAACUCGAUCAAAUCAUCUUAAACGAAAUUCCCGAACUAAUUAAUCAUUUCCAACCGAACACAAACGGUGAAAAUGUUGUAAAUUUAAAAGAAGUCGUCUUAAAAUCCUGUGCAAAUAUUUUCAUGGAUUAUUUUUGUACGAAGAAAUUCACAUGGUCCAGUCCGGAAUUCGAACGAAUGAUCCAUAAUUAUGAUGAGGUAUUUUAUGAAGUGAAUCAAGGAUAUGCAGCUGAUUUCUUACCAUUUUUACUACCAUUACACACACAAAACUUUGCUAAAAUGGCGAAAUGUACGCAUAGUAUACGAGAAUUUGUUAUGGAAAACAUUAUCGAAGAGCGUUUCAACGAAUACGAUGAACAUACAACGGGCAUUGAUUACGUGGAUGCAUUAAUUGAAAGCGUUAAAUUAAAUAAUUCAAAUAAUAUGGAUUGGGAAACAGCCUUGUUCGCUUUAGAGGAUAUUAUCGGGGGACAUAGUGCGGUUGGGAAUUUUUUAAUAAAAGUUCUUACGUUUUUGGUACAAAAUCCUGAUGCACAAGCGAAAAUGCAACAAGAAAUCGAUGAAUGUUUACGAAAUAAAUUAAAUGAUACAUAUAUACCGAAUCGUACACCCGAAGUUGAUAUAUUCCGUUCGGAACAUGAAUUAGAUGCUUAUGUACAAACGGAUAUGGAAAAAUUAGAAUUGGAAACGAGAAAUGAAACAACGGAUGUGAAUAAUUUAAAACAAACAACUUGUUGUGAUAAACAAAGAGAAACAGAUUUGUGCAACGAUAGAAUAUCAAUUAAAGACAGGAAUUCAAUGCCUUAUACAGAAGCUGUUAUUUUGGAAGGUAUCAGACUGAUCGCUUCACCGAUUGUACCACAUGUUGCCAAUCAAGAUAGCAGUGUUGGAGGUUACAAAGUACCAAAAGACACAUUAAUCUUCUUAAAUAAUUACGAAUUAAAUAUGUCCGAAAAAUUAUGGGAUGAACCGAAUGCAUUUAAACCAGAACGUUUUAUUAAAAAUGGUAAAGUACAGAAACCCGAUUAUUUCUUACCAUUUGGCGGGGGUAAACGAUCAUGUAUGGGCUAUAAAAUGGUACAAUUAAUUGGUUUUAGUAUAUUAUCAAAUAUUAUACAAUCGUAUACAUUAAAACCAUAUCAUACGGUACCGAAAGUACCAAUUGGAAAUUUAGCAUUAAAACCAAGUAUAGAAAUUAAUUUUACGUUUGAAAAAAGACGAACUCAAAAUUAAUUUUAAU